Messenger RNA from Cordyceps fumosorosea ARSEF 2679, 1323 nucleotides. RefSeq names its product 26S protease regulatory subunit 7. Bases 1 to 1323 code for a protein of 440 amino acids. Gene Ontology annotation, cellular component: proteasome regulatory particle, base subcomplex. Gene Ontology annotation, molecular function: proteasome-activating activity; ATP hydrolysis activity; ATP binding. Gene Ontology annotation, biological process: proteasome-mediated ubiquitin-dependent protein catabolic process. The transcript has 4 exons. The record is from RefSeq and is a predicted model, not a curated record. NCBI's taxonomy places the organism in Eukaryota, Fungi, Ascomycota, Sordariomycetes, Hypocreales, Cordycipitaceae.
AUGCCUUCUGCCACCGGACAAAACUGGGAGAAGUACCAGAAGAACUUCGCCGAUGAUGAAGUAGAAGAAAAGAAGAUCACACCUCUCAGCGAUGAGGACAUCCAAGUCCUCAAGACCUAUGGCGCCGCGCCGUACGGAGCUGCCAUCAAGAAGCUCGAGAAACAGAUCAAGGAGAAGCAACAAAGCGUCGAUGAGAAGAUUGGCGUCAAGGAAUCCGAUACUGGCCUGGCACCACCACAUCUCUGGGACACUGCAGCCGACCGCCAACGAAUGCAAGAAGAGCAGCCUUUCCAAGUUGCUAGAUGCACGAAGAUUAUCGCCGACGAAAAGGGCGACGAGUCCAAGAGCAAAUACGUCAUCAAUGUCAAGCAGAUUGCCAAAUUCGUCGUCCAGCUUGGCGACCGAGUUAGUCCCACCGAUAUUGAAGAGGGUAUGCGAGUUGGUGUCGACAGAAACAAGUAUCAGAUCAUGCUUCCACUUCCGCCUAAGAUUGAUGCCAGCGUCACCAUGAUGACUGUCGAAGAAAAGCCCGACGUUACCUACGGCGAUGUUGGUGGAUGCAAAGAGCAGGUCGAGAAGCUGAGGGAAGUUGUGGAGAUGCCGCUGCUCUCGCCGGAGCGCUUCGUCAAUCUCGGUAUCGACCCUCCCAAGGGAGCUCUGCUAUAUGGUCCUCCCGGUACCGGAAAGACUCUCUGCGCCAGAGCCGUUGCCAACAGAACAGAUGCCACGUUCAUCCGUGUCAUUGGAAGUGAGCUGGUGCAGAAGUAUGUCGGCGAGGGCGCCCGGAUGGUCAGAGAGCUGUUUGAGAUGGCCCGCACAAAGAAGGCCUGCAUCAUCUUCUUUGACGAAAUCGAUGCGGUUGGUGGCGCUCGUUUCGACGACGGCGCUGGUGGUGACAACGAAGUCCAAAGAACCAUGCUGGAACUGAUUACACAACUGGACGGUUUUGACGCGCGAGGCAACAUUAAGGUCAUGUUCGCCACCAACAGACCUUCGACUCUGGACCCUGCGCUGAUGCGUCCUGGCCGUAUUGACCGCAAGAUUGAGUUCUCGCUGCCGGACCUGGAAGGCCGCGCCAACAUUCUGCGCAUCCACGCCAAGAGCAUGUCCGUCGAGAGAGACAUUCGAUGGGAGCUCAUCUCGCGUUUGUGCCCGAACGCCACCGGUGCCGAGCUUCGCAGUGUGUGCACUGAAGCUGGCAUGUUUGCCAUUCGUGCCCGACGAAAGGUGGCGACGGAGAAGGACUUCCUUAGCGCCGUCGACAAGGUCAUUAAGGGUAAUCUCAAGUUCAACUCGACUGCUACAUACAUGCAGUACAACUAA